UCUAGAACAUAAGGUUUGUGUUUGAUUCAAUGGCUGUUGCUAAGAUUGUUGUAGCAGUGAUGACGAUGGUGAUGAUAAUGAUGUUUAGUACUGAAACUGCUGCUGAGUUGAAAUGCGGGACUGUGUUUCAAACAUUGUCGCCGUGUCUUGGCUACAUUAGAACCAGCGGCGAUAAGAAACCUUUACCUGCUUGCUGCAACGGCGUUAGGUCUCUCAACGAAGCCGCUGUUACAACGCCUGAUCGCCAGACUGCUUGUAAUUGCUUGAAACAGGUCGCCACCGGCUACUCUCCAGCCAUCGUUGCUGUGGCUGCUACCAUUCCUGCCAAAUGUGGUGUUUCCAUUCCUUACAAGAUUGACCCCACAACUGAUUGUUCCAAGGUCCACUAAUGAUCGAUCAGCUCAAUAUGAAAGCAUAUAUUAUAUUAAUUAAUAAAUAAAAAUGCAUGGGAUGAUGAUUAGAACACAAAUCUUGGGAUGUGAUGAAAAUCUUUUUGUUUCUUUUUAAAAUCAAUGUACGUACAACUAUUGCUGCAACAUUAUUAUAGUUGCAUGGUAUUAAUGAUGUGAUUAUCCUCUUUCUUCCA
Impatiens glandulifera is the source of this 586-nucleotide messenger RNA. RefSeq names its product non-specific lipid-transfer protein 1-like. Bases 30 to 389 code for a protein of 119 amino acids. Gene Ontology annotation, cellular component: membrane. Gene Ontology annotation, biological process: lipid transport. The record is from RefSeq and is a predicted model, not a curated record. The transcript has 2 exons. NCBI's taxonomy places the organism in Eukaryota, Viridiplantae, Streptophyta, Magnoliopsida, Ericales, Balsaminaceae. Gene Ontology annotation, molecular function: lipid binding.